ACCCGACGGUGCUUUUCUGGCAUCACUGUGCAGAAAAUAUCUCAAAACAAACGAUGUCAGUAAAGGUUAUAAAACGCUUCAAAAUGACGAAUUCAGGAGAAGCGAUGUUUGCCAGAUUGACAUUUUAUCCUUCGCUACUUUAUAAUGUAUUAAUGGAAAAAGUUUCGUCGAGAAAUUGGUACAACAGAAUUGACGAGGUUGUAGUAUUAGGUGCUUUGCCGUUUCGAAGUAUGACCAAGCAGUUAAUAAGUGAAGAAAAUAUCAAAGGUGUUAUUUCAAUGAAUGAAGACUAUGAAUUACGAUUAUUUUCAAAUACUGAAAAGGAAUGGAGAAUGAAUAAUGUAGAAUUUUUGCAACUAUCAACAACUGAUAUUUUUCAAUCCCCUUCACAAGAAAAAUUACAGUGUGGUGUAAACUUUAUCAAUAAAUUUUGUAGAACAUCAAAUGAAUUAAAUAAUUCUAAUUUCCCUGAUAAAUGCAACUCCCAAACUGGUAGUGUUUAUGUACAUUGCAAAGCAGGAAGAACACGUAGUGCAACAUUAGUUGGAUGUUAUUUAAUGAUGAAGAAUCAAUGGACUCCAGAGGAAACAGUAGCAUACAUGAAGAAAAAAAGACCCCAUAUAUUGCUGCAUACAGCACAGUGGGAUGCUCUAAGACUAUUCUACAAGAAUAAUGUAGAAAAUACAAAGUUAUAGAAAUAAUAAAAUAAUUGCUAUAAUUGGGACGAGAUUAUAUCAUUAUUUUGUAAUAGUAAA
Messenger RNA from Colletes gigas, 755 nucleotides. It is a transcript of the gene PTPMT1, whose product is annotated as phosphatidylglycerophosphatase and protein-tyrosine phosphatase 1. Gene Ontology annotation, molecular function: phosphatidylinositol-4,5-bisphosphate 5-phosphatase activity; protein tyrosine/serine/threonine phosphatase activity; phosphatidylglycerophosphatase activity. The transcript has 6 exons. The record is from RefSeq and is a predicted model, not a curated record. Bases 54 to 695 code for a protein of 213 amino acids. NCBI's taxonomy places the organism in Eukaryota, Metazoa, Arthropoda, Insecta, Hymenoptera, Colletidae. Gene Ontology annotation, biological process: protein dephosphorylation.